This is a messenger RNA of Epinephelus lanceolatus (giant grouper), 3698 nucleotides long. RefSeq lists its product as uncharacterized. The record is from RefSeq and is a predicted model, not a curated record. Gene Ontology annotation, molecular function: peptidyl-prolyl cis-trans isomerase activity; protein binding. NCBI's taxonomy places the organism in Eukaryota, Metazoa, Chordata, Actinopteri, Perciformes, Serranidae.
AAGACUCUCUCCACUAGGCUAAUUAGGAAGCCAGAAGAACACAGACCCAGAGAGGGGAAAAGGAAAUCUCCAAAACACACACUUUUCUGUCUGGUACUGCUCAAGGCAGAGUGACAAUGGAGGAGACGUACCUGCUCAACCAUCCGGGAGUCAGGAAGAAGAUUCUGGCAGGAGGCUCUGGACCGCUGCCACACUUUCCACCUGGGACAAAGCUGGUUUUCAAUUUCCAGACACUGCUGGACAACUUUGAACGAACAGUGAUCGAUGACAGUCGACUGGCUGGCAGGCCGGCUGAGAUAUUUGUUGGGAAGAUGUUCAAGAUGGAGGUCUGGGAGACCCUGCUGAUGUCUAUGAGGGUUGGAGAGGUGGCUGAGUUCUGGUGUGAUGCUGUUCACACAGGCUUGUACCCCAUCGUGUCCAAGGGAAUGAGGCUAAUCGCUCAGGGGAAAGACCCCCUAGAGGGCCAGAGACACAUGUGCGGCAUGGGAAACUUGUUCCACUAUCACUCCACUGGUUACCCAGAGCUGGAUGAGCUCAUGAGAACUCCUCAACCACUUAUAUUCAUCAUGGAGCUGUUGCAGGUGGGAGACCCCAUGUCCUACCAAAGAGAGUCAUGGAUGAUGGAAAAGGAUGAGAAGCUGCAGACGGUGCCAAUUCUCCACAUGCAGGGCAAUGCACUGGUCAAGCAGAGACGAUUCAGAGAGGCUGCCAGCAAGUACAAAGAGGCCGUCCUGCUGCUGAAAACAGUCCAGUCCAGAGAGAUGCCGGGUGAUAUAGACUACAUUAAUUUGGGUCGAAUGAUCAUCCCCCUGGAGCUGAACUACUGCCAGUGUAUGUUGGAGCUGGAGGAGUAUUAUGAAGUUAUAGAGCACACCAACGAGCUGCUGGAGAAACACAAAGACUUGGUGAAGGGCUACUACAAAAGAGCCAAGGCCCACGCUGCCGUGUGGAAUGAAAAGGAAGCGCGCAGAGACUUCAACAUGGUGGCCCACCUGGACGUCACUCUGGCCUCUCUCGUCAACCGAGAGCUGAGGGCGCUGUCAGAGAGCAUGAAGGAGAAGUACUGGGAGGAGAAGGAGAAAUACUGGAACAUGCUGGAGAAAAAGGAGAACACAGAUGAAGAUGAAGAAGAGGAGGAGGAGAAGGGGGUGGUGGAAGACAAAGGGAAACAAGAGGACAGCGAAAGUGUGACCACAGAGAGUAAAGAUGAAGUGGGGGAAGAAAAAGGUGAAGAAGAAUCUCCUUCUGUUAUCUGUGCUGAAGCCCAUAAAGAGGAACCCGGGGGAAAUAAAGUUACACCAACUGAGGGAACAAAUAAAGAGGAAGCGAGCUCUUCUGAGAUCAAUCUGAAUGCUGCCAAUAAAACGGAUGGAAAGGACUGGCAGCAGAUGUUACGACUGGUCAUGUUGCUGCAGAGCGAAGGAAACUUCCUCAUGAAAGAAAACCACUUUGAAGAGGCUUCUGUGAAGUUCAAGGAGGCCUUAGAAUACGUGGACCACCUUCAGAAUACACAGGUGGAUCAACAGGACGAGGACUGGGAGUCGCUGGAGAAAGUGCGUCUUCCUCUCACUCUCAACCAGAGCCAGUGUAUGCUGGAGCUCAAACAAUACCAGCAAGUGGUGGAGCUCAACAACGAGCUGCUAAAGAAACAUAAAGGAAACUUUAAGGCUGUAUACCAGCGGGCACGAGCACAUGCUGCUUUGUGCAACGAAGAUGAAGCUCGGAGGGACUUUGACAUGGUGGAGAAAUUAGACCCAACGUUCAGACCGUUCGUCCGCCAGGAACUGAGAAAGCUGGCUGAGAGAGUACGUACCAAGCACGCCCUUCAGAACAAGACAUACUGGGAUACAACACAGGAGAAGUGGGGGCCUGGUGGGAGCAAGGCAAGGAGUGCAGCAAGAAAGAAGUUCGUCAAAUGUGCACAGAAAGGAAAAACUCAAGCAGAUAAGAAGACAGAAGACAGUAAAGCAGAAGACAAGGAAAGCUCAGAGAAACCCACCCCUGCUGAGACGCAGGGAGCGGAUGAUGCAGGAACAGAGAAAGAUCCAGAUGUGAAAGCAGAGCAGCGUAAUAAAGAGCUCGUGAGUGGGAGAGCGAGUGGAGAGGGGUUAGAUAAUGAAAAUAUAGAGAGUGUCGUGGUUCACGAGGACGGGCAGGGUGCACCAGAUAAUCGAGCGACAGAUAAAGAUAGCAAUCCCGUGCCCACCAGCACAGGCGAAGAUAAUGUAGUGAGCAAGAGAUCAGCGAGGGAUAAGGGCAGCAAGAAGGUCAAAUGCCAAUCAAGUGCUGCACCGGGCUCAAGCAGAACAAGCAAAGGGAACAAAGCCACCUGUGAUAAGACAGGAAAUGGUGGCACUCAAACAGAAUAGACAAAUGGGCUGGAAUUGUUAAAGGAACACAGGGGCUUUACCUUGCUGUAAGGCAGCCAUUUCUGAUGGGAAACUGAAGCCGUUAAAUCGCUCUUGUCAAAGCCAGACUCCAUUGGGAAAUACAGUAAUUUAACAUUACUGCCAAACACAGUAACUGCUGGGCUACUGCCGCCUUCAUCGGUCAGUUUGUUUGUGUUACUGUGUGAUUUUGGUAUUUCAAAGGGUUCACUCGGAUUUACUAAAGUCAUACAAUGACACAAACAAUCUCACUGAUUGAGGCAACGGUAGACGAGCAACUCCCAUGUCCAGGGCACUAAAAUUACUGUUUUUCUCAAUGGAGUAUGGUGGCUUUGACGAGAGCGUACAUGAACAACUGAAGCUGUUAAUGUCUUCCUGGUCGGAAAGGGCUGUCUGCGGCAAAGUCAAAGUAAAGCUGUCAAAAUAGUGUACAGUUAAAGAUAUACUAGGCCAGACUUUUUUAAAGAACAAUAUAUAGACUCAUACAGAAGUAAUCCCUCUCAAUCUUCACUUAUGACCCACUCUCAGUGGGUGGUGGUGUAUUAUUCCGCAGAGACUGUGUCCUCUGCCUGUUUUCUUUUAGUCUGUGUUUGGGAUGUUUGUGAAAGUGUACUCCCAGAGCACUCAGGUGUAGUUGGGAUUUUUAAACAAAAAGGUAGCGACCAGGUGCCAGAAUGUAGGCAGCAUGCAAGCUAGAGACACAGUGCUGAAAAAAUGCAAUAAAGCGAGGCAAAAUGCCAAACGAGAGUGAAUCUGGGGUUGGCUUUACUCUCACUUUUGCUGGCAAGUGUGUUUAGAAAUAGUAACCAUCAAUCCUGCAUAGUAUACCUUUAAACUAGGGCUGUCAAGGGUUUAAAAAAAAAAAAAAUCUAAUUCAUUACAUGCUCCGUGAUUAAAACAUCUAAAGUAAUCACAUCCAUUAACUUUUGCUGUGAAAGUAUUUCAAAAAUUUCAGUUAAAAUGAAUUUUGGCAGAUGUGUCUUGUCCCCCUGUCCUCUACCACUGAAACUGAUCUGUAGUCCAUUGCAAUACAUUUUGCAUGGGAGGUAGACUGUCUGAACGCCUGGUUGUGUGACUUGACGAGACUGCCUGCUAGCGCUAGCACAAUAGGCUGUGCUAGCUCGGACCUCCAGGUUCGCUGCUAAAUGCUUUGUGUUGAGGUGAUAUUUCAGGCUUGAAGUACUCCGAUGGUAUGAAAAUACCUUACUAAUGUAAAAGUUCCAUUCACGGGGCCAAGCAGCGUUGUCUCGUCUGCCUCCAUCAUGAGACAAAGCCACUGUGGCCUUUAGUGACACACUGAGUCAAAGGGCA